AUGUUCAGCGCCAACCAAACACCUAGCAAUUCGCAAAAGGACACCGUCCGUAAUGUCGAAGCCACUGGGAAAUUCGUUUGGAGUCUCGCUACUUAUGAGCUGAGAGAAGAGGUGAACAGGAGCGCGGUGCAGGAAGAGUAUGGUGUUGAUGAGUUUGAGAAGGCGGGUGUGGAGAAGGAGGACAGUAAGCUGAGCGGAGUCAUUGUACUUGGCGAAAGUGGGGAGGACAGGAAGGAGAUGAUGAUACCCAUGGUGAAGCGCAGCCCGGUGAAGUUUGAGUGCGAGUACUAUACCACGUUGCGCCUUCCUGGAAAUCCUCCAAUGGGGUCGGCAGAUGUGGUGAUUGGGAAAGUAGUCGGUGUGCAUAUCGACGAGCGCGUUUUGACCGACGGCAAGAUUGAUGUGAGGAAGACGGAGCCGAUUGCUAGGUGUGGGUACUAUGAGUACGCGGUUGUCAGGGAGGUGUUUGAGAUGCGGAUACCGGGCGAGGAUAAGGCGAUUUUGGCGGGGCUGGAGGGGAGUGCUAAGAAGAAUGAGAUGUUGGAUAAGGACGGGCAUGUCAAUGGAGAAGGGAAGCGGUGA
Messenger RNA from Alternaria atra, 582 nucleotides. RefSeq lists its product as uncharacterized. Lineage: Eukaryota; Fungi; Ascomycota; Dothideomycetes; Pleosporales; Pleosporaceae. The coding region runs from base 1 to 582 and encodes 193 amino acids. The transcript has a single exon. The record is from RefSeq and is a predicted model, not a curated record. Gene Ontology annotation, molecular function: FMN binding.